AUGGUGCACAGUCAUAAUUCCUUCCCACGUUUGACGGUCGUUUGCCUUUUUGCCAAACUGUUAGUGUUCGCUAGCGGACAGGAGAAUCUCUUUCCACUGUCCAUCGUGCACAUCAAUGAUUUUCACGCACGUUUCGAGGAGGUCAAUGAGGCCAGUGUCACGUGUGAUUCAUCCGGUGGUGAGAAGUGUAUCGGUGGUUACGCACGAACGGUGACGGUCCUGAAGCAGCUGCUUGCCGAACGGCCCAAUCCAAUCUAUCUCAAUGCAGGCGAUAACUUCCAGGGUACGCUCUGGUACAACAUUCACCGCUGGAAUGCAACGUCCACCUUCCUGAAUAUGCUUCCGGCAGAUGCGAUGACCAUCGGGAACCAUGAGUUUGAUAAUGGUGUGGAAGGUGUAGUGCCGUUUCUGGAGACGAUCCAAUCCCCCGUCCUGCUGGUGAAUGUGGAUAACAGCAAAGAACCGGAUUUUAACCAGUUCAACAAAAGUCUCGUUCUGGAGCGUGGUGGACGCCGGAUUGGUGUGAUCGGAGUAAUACUUAGCACGACCGACACGAUCGCCAACACGGGAGAUUUAAUAUUCGAGGAUGAGGUAGAAACGAUCCGAGCCGAAGCGGAACACCUAACCGAUCUCGGCUGUGACAUUAUCAUCGUUCUAUCGCACUGCGGAAUCGAUGUUGAUCGUACGAUAGCGGCUAAUGUAGGUCCACUGGUGGACAUUAUCGUUGGCGGUCAUUCACACUCAUUUCUGUACACUGGGGAUCAUCCUACCAUUCCAAUGAAUCCGGUAUCUGAAUAUCCGACCGUCGUAUCGCAACCGAGCGGGCAUCGGGUGCUGAUCGUCCAAGCGUCCGCCUACACGAAGCUAGUGGGCGAUAUCAUCCUGUACUUUGACCAGCAAGGCAUCAUUCAGCGCUGGGAAGGCAAUCCAAUCUAUCUGAGUAAUGAUGUCGUGCCGGAUCCAGCCGUCGCUCAAGCGCUGAUACCGUGGAAGGUUGCUGUGGAUGAAAUCGGGAAUCGGCGGAUUGGUGCUACGGGAGUUGAUCUUCAGAAGGCCACCUGUGGUUUCGGUGAAUGUAACCUGGGAAGUCUCAUAGCAGACUCCAUGGUGGCUGCGUUUGUGCCGCUUGCUCAACCUGAUCAGUGGACGUACGCAUCAGUCGCGGUACUGGCAGUCGGUGGUAUUCGUGUUGGUCUGUUCCGCGGAGAUCUUGCCUUCAAAAAUCUGAUCGAGGUGUUGCCGUUCGAGAAUGCGCUCGUCUGCUUCGAUAUGCGCGGCGAUCAUCUAAUUGAGCUGAUGGAGUACAGUGUGGAAAAGUCCUGGGAUGAGGAUCGAUUUAAUGGAGCCAAUAUGCUGCAAGUGUCCGGACUUCGCGUACUGUACAACGUUACCAAUCCGAUCGGUGAGCGUGUGCUGGCGCUGGAUGUACUGUGUCAUGCGUGUGACGUGCCCAAGUACGAACCGGUCGAACCGUUCCGCAAGUAUCGUGUUAUAACGAACUCGUUUUUGGCUGAUGGUGGCGAUGGAUUUACGAUGUUCCAACGGUAUGGUCAAAGGAAAGUGAAUGGACCGGUCGAUAUUGAUGCGUUCGAGCGAUACGUCCGAGAACGGUCGCCUGUAUUGCAGGGUGUGGAUGGGAGGAUUACGGUUUUAACGUAA
This is a messenger RNA of Anopheles maculipalpis, 1659 nucleotides long. Its product is annotated as apyrase-like. Gene Ontology annotation, cellular component: plasma membrane. The record is from RefSeq and is a predicted model, not a curated record. The transcript has 3 exons. Bases 1 to 1659 code for a protein of 552 amino acids. Gene Ontology annotation, molecular function: metal ion binding; 5'-nucleotidase activity; nucleotide binding. Gene Ontology annotation, biological process: AMP catabolic process. NCBI's taxonomy places the organism in Eukaryota, Metazoa, Arthropoda, Insecta, Diptera, Culicidae.